AUGAAUGCUGAUGAGUUAGAGGCUCUUUCAUCUAGUGCUGCGUCAAAAACUGGCGUCAAUCUUAAAGAACAAGCAGCUGAAGCUGGACAUCGUGGACCGUUAACUACUUUCUUUGCUAACCGUGUUCACAGAAAUCUUCAUUUUGCUAUCAUUCUUGAUAUAGAUGAUAUUGAUCUAUUCAGUGAUCGACUACAAUCGAAUCCUUCAUUCUGUAAAUAUUGUUCUGUUCAAUGGAUGGACAGUUGGUCUAAAAUUAGCUUACUUGAAAUACCUAAUCUACUGAUACCAAAGUCCUGUAUACCUAAAGCUAAGAAUAGCUUUGCUCAGGCAUGUGUUAACUUACAUAUUUCGGCACCAUACCCUCAUAUGAUGGUGCCUACUCCACGUCAUUUUACUACUUUGUGCUCCACUUAUUCUCGAGUUGAACAGAGUCAUCGAAAGAAGUUAGAAUCUGAAGCUGCUAGGCUAAGAAGUGGCUUGUCAACAUUAAAAGAAGCACGUGAACGUGUUAGUGAUCUGAAGAAGCAUGCAACUGAACAAGGUGAACUACUAGGACAAAAGCAAGCUGAAGCUGAUAAAGCAUUAGAACAGAUAAGUGCUGCAAUACAGGGUGCAGCUGAACAAAGAACAGAAAUGGAAAGGUUACGUAAUCAAACAGCAGAUGAAUCUAAGCAUUUGGAAUGUAGAAAACUGGCAAUUGAUUCAGAGUUAGCAGAAAUCGAGCCAUUAGUUCAACAAGCCAGAGCUGCAGUUGGAAGUAUUAAAUCAGAAGCUCUAUCAGAAAUUCGUGCACUUCGUGCACCACCAGAUAUUAUUCGUGUUAUACUAGAAGGUGUUCUGCUACUUAUGGGUAUACGUGAUACAUCAUGGGUUAGUAUGCGAGGCUUCUUGGCUAAAAGAGGAGUUCAAGAAGAAAUUUUGAAUUUCGAUGCCAGAAACAUUACACCAGAUUUACGAGCUAGCGUCGAACAAUUGUUAACUAAAAACCAAGAAUCCUUUGAGCCUCGGGUUGCUAGACGUGCAUCUGUUGCAGCUGCCCCAUUGGCCACUUGGGUACGUGCUAACGUACAAUAUGCAAGUGUAUUAGAACGUAUAGCUCCAUUAGAAGCAGAACAUGCUAACCUCAAAACGUCAUUACUUCAAGCUGAAAACUCAUUAAGAAAUUUAGCUAACGAUUUGAGUAAUGUAGACUCGAAGGUUGCUAAGUUACGUAGUGUUUUUGAAAAGCGUACAGCUGAGGCUGCAAAUUUGAAAGUUGAACUAGAUCGAGCUAGAGAAACUUUAAUAUCAGCUGAAACACUAGUUGGAGAAUUAGAAAGUGAAGAAAUACGUUGGGAGAACCAAAUUUAUGAAUUAACUAUACAGCUGAAUAGUCUUGCCCGUUUGCACUUCUAG
This is a messenger RNA of Heterobilharzia americana, 1395 nucleotides long. Lineage: Eukaryota; Metazoa; Platyhelminthes; Trematoda; Strigeidida; Schistosomatidae. The record is from the annotation of a GenBank genome assembly.